Molecule: messenger RNA, 120 nt
Organism: Spirodela intermedia
Lineage: Eukaryota; Viridiplantae; Streptophyta; Magnoliopsida; Alismatales; Araceae
Source: the annotation of a GenBank genome assembly
AUGGUGGAACGGUGGCGGCGGAAGGAAAUGGCGACGACGGAGGCGGCUGGAAGGCGGAACGGCGGCGGUGGCGACGGUGAUCGGUGGAACAUCGACGGUAGAGGGAGAUGGCGACGGUAA